This is a messenger RNA of Brachypodium distachyon (stiff brome), 1405 nucleotides long. RefSeq names its product cytidine deaminase 1. The coding region runs from base 148 to 1083 and encodes 311 amino acids. Gene Ontology annotation, cellular component: cytosol. NCBI's taxonomy places the organism in Eukaryota, Viridiplantae, Streptophyta, Magnoliopsida, Poales, Poaceae. The record is from RefSeq and is a predicted model, not a curated record. The transcript has a single exon. Gene Ontology annotation, molecular function: cytidine deaminase activity; zinc ion binding.
CACCAGCACCACCAAGUUCUCCCCCUCCCCCGCUCUCCUCUCCUCCACACUUUGAGGAACACAUCUUAGCACUCAACGAAAAUAAGAUUACAAAGAGGUAGAAAUCAUAUAUACACUGAUAACGUAGUUUAGGGCUAGAUCUGAGCAAUGGGGGAGGAGAAGAUGACGCCCAAGCCCGAGGCAGUCGAGAUGCCAGGGUUCGUGAUGAGCGCGGAGGAAGCGGAGCGCGCGGCGGCGGCGGCCGGGGUGGACACGGUGGAGGACCUCCUUCCCCUGCUGAUCCCGUCGGCGAUGCGGCGCGCUCGGCCCCCGAUCUCGCGGUUCCCCGUGGGCGCCGUGGGGCUGGGCGAGAGCGGCCGCGUCUACGCCGGGGUGAACCUCGAGUUCCGGGGCCUCCCUCUGUCCCAGUCCGUCCACGCCGAGCAAUUCCUGAUCGCCAACGCCGCCGCCGCCGGGGAGACCGCGCUCCGCUCCAUCGCCGUCUCCCACAUGCCCUGCGGCCACUGCCGGCAGUUCCUCCAGGAGAUCCGCGGCGCCGCCGGGAUCCUGAUCCUGGUGACCUCCGAUGCCGUCGACGGCUGCGAGCCAGAGUGGCGCACGGUGGCGUCGCUCCUGCUUCGUCCCUUCGGCCCCCAUGACCUGCUCCCCAAGGACGCCCCCCUCGUCCUCGAGCCGCACGACAACCCGAUCGGCGAUCCCGUCGAAGCCGUCGUCGCCAAUGGCUUCGCCGCUGGCGGCCUGGAGGCGCGCCUGAGGGAGGCCGCGGAGGCGGCCGCGCGGGCGGCGCACGCGCCGUACAGCGGAUGCCCGUCGGGCUUCGCGGUGGCGGACGGUGAAGGGAGAGUGCACGCGGGGGGUUGCCUGGAAUCCGCGGCGUACAACCCGACACUGGGACCUGUGCAGACGGCCAUCAUUGCGAUGGUCGCCGCCGGAGGGGGCCCCGCCGGCGACGUGGUGGCGGCGGCGCUGGUGGAGAAGGACGGGGCGGUGGUGGCGCAGGAGGCGAUGGCCAGGAUCUUCCUGGCCGCCGUGGCGCCGCAGGCGAGCUUGCACGUGUACAAGUACAGGUCGUCCGAUGUGUGAUCCCUCGGCUCUGGAGCCUGUACCCUCGGCGGUGGUGGGGAGAGCAGGAGGCGGGGAUGGGACGAGAUAAUGUUCAUAAUCAAGAAUAAGAUGAGGAGAAAAGAAUCUUGUGUAGAUGGGUGAGCUGUAAAUUCCACAUGGCUCUUUGCGAUUGGCUGAUUGGACGCCGAGAGCUGGAACCUACCUACUGCUCUCAGUGAUUAGUGUUCUUCUGUUCAUGUGUGUGUAAAAAUAAAAGUUCUCUAAAUGAUGCAGUAAUAAAAAUCUCGAUUCAUUCUUGGGGGUGAUGGGUUGCUUGGCUUCUCCUCCCCGUCCCUUGAAA